This is a messenger RNA of Arvicanthis niloticus (Nile rat), 1539 nucleotides long. The record is from RefSeq and is a predicted model, not a curated record. NCBI's taxonomy places the organism in Eukaryota, Metazoa, Chordata, Mammalia, Rodentia, Muridae.
AUGGCCAAAAAAAAUGCCAAGAAGGAAGCGACAGGCAGGAACUGGCAACGAGAUGCUGAAGAGGAGGGAACAUUCUCACUGGCCAGUGAGGACGUCCUGAGGAAUAGAACCAUAAAGAGAGCCAAGCGGAGACAUGCCCGGCCCCAGCCCGAUGGUAAAGGGACUUCCAAAGGGAUCAAAAGUUUGGCUGUGCCUUCCGGAAGAGGAGAAUUUGGCGGUGGCCCUGGAGAGAAGCCUCUCGAAGUAUUGGCAACCAGAAGGAACACAAGGUCUGCAGCAGAGUCCAAGGCAGCCUUGGGUUCUGUUACUGCAAGUGAACCCCCUUCUUCGGAGCAUGAGCAGAUCUCAGAUCCCCAGACUAAUGUCCACAGUCAGCAGCCUAUCUCCCCGGGCCUUGCUUUCAGUCAAGCCUGCGCUGGGAGUGUCUACCACAGACAGUUGACUGGCCUGAACUGCUCUGUCCGGGACUGGAUAGUGAAGCAUGUGAACGUAAAUCCGUUCUGUGAUCUGACGCCUGUGUUUAAGCAGUAUGAGAAAUACUUGGCCGCCAUUGAAAAGCAGCUCCAUAGCAGCUGUGGCUGUCUUUCUGAAAGUGAGCCCAACAGGGGCUUGGUUGGGACACAGUCUCCUUCCCUCGUUGUUGCCACUGAACCACAGCCAGAAUUGAUCAAAUCUGAAAAGACGGAGUUUAUGUGUGAGAAGAAAGCUGACCCAGCACAAGGAGCAACGAGUAUCCCCUGUAACUUUGGCAAAAACAUUGAAACCCCAGUUUGGGGUUCCUUACACUCUGGUCCCAUGCAUGGAGUUUCAUCACCCACCAGAAGCUCCAACUUAAGUGGGAAAGGUACCACCCAGAAGAAGCCAGCGUCUGCAAAAGCUCUGGAGAGUCCAGCACAAGGCAGCAGUGAUGAAGGCAGAGGGAGUAGGGAUGAGCCACCCAGAGCACUCUUUGUUGAGGAGAAGGAGGAGAGUGCGUUCUACUGCAAGAAGUGUAAACUAUUUUACAAGAAAGACAACGAAUUUAAAGAAAAAGGUGUUGGCACGCUAUAUUUAAAAUCCACAGCCAAUCAGAAGACGCGGCUCUUAGUGCAGGAUAUUAAGUUGGGCAGCAUACUCCUGAACAUUCUGAUCCCCCCUGAUAUGCCAUGUACCCGGAUGGGUAAAAAUAAUGUCCUUAUCGUCUGUGUACCAAAUCCACCGCUUGAUAAGAAGAACGCCACCAUCAAAGUCACCAUGCUAAUUCGGGUAAAAACAAGUAAGGAUGCCGACGAACUGCACAAAAUUUUAUUGCAGAAAACGGAUGUCUGAACACACAAAAUCCACCCGGGACCUUGCCAAGUUCCUGCUUUUUUUUUGCUCUGCCCCCAAAUUUAAUUUUUCUUCUUUUUGCUCAGGACACCCUAAGAACUUCCAUGACAAAAAUUCUGUGAGCACCACAAGACCAACAAAAACUUCAGUGUUCAGUUGAGUGUGGAGAAAGGGGCCUCCCUUUUAAGAGCUACCUAACAUGCAAAAUACAUUUGAAUAAAAAGGUUUUGA